Molecule: messenger RNA, 3692 nt
Organism: Culex pipiens pallens (northern house mosquito)
Lineage: Eukaryota; Metazoa; Arthropoda; Insecta; Diptera; Culicidae
Exons: 5
Coding region: 333-2981 (882 amino acids)
Source: RefSeq, a predicted model, not a curated record
AUCCGAUCUCACACUCUUGUAAAUCGUUAGAAAGCUGUUAGUUUUGUGUGUUCGUUCUCCAGUGUCAAGUUAGUAUUCAACAAUCCGCGGUGGUCAACAGGUUAGAUACUCUCGCAAUUUACGUUGGUUUUAGUACCACUCAAAGCUAUUGUUUAUUCAACUAAGAAGACUCGAAUUCCAGAAGCAAAGCUACAACAACACCAAUCGAUACAUCCAAGUCAAGCUAAAAUUUCCUAGUCACACCCAUCUUAUCUCAAGCAGGUACUAUUUGAAUACGGGUUCUGCCGGUAGAAGUGCCAUUUCAGUAUCACCGACAACGUCGUCCAGCAAAAAUGCAAGCCGAACCUUCCUCCUCUCCCCAACAAGACUUGAUCCUUCCCCAGUACAUCCCCGACGCCGUUGGCCGGAUUGCCGUCGAAAACGGUUUCACGGCGGGUCAGUUCCGGGUCGACUUCCAGGUGGGAUCCGACAAGGGCGACGGAUUCUCCGCGGACAUGUUCCGAGUCCGCGUUACGGAGCAGUCCCGCGAGUGGGCCCUGCUGUGCAAGGUGCCACCGAUCAGCGAGGCCCGCCGACGGCAGUUCGAUUCGAUGGCGAUCUUCGAGCGGGAGGUGGAUGUUUACUCAAAGUUGUUGCCGGCGAUUUACGCGUUUCAGCGGGAGAAGGGCGUGCGGGAGGAGGAUGGAUUCUUCAGCGCUCCCAACUGUUAUCUGUCUUACUAUGAGAAAACGAGGGAAGAAUCGGUCAUCUUGAUGGACGACUUGCGCCUCCAGGGUUACCGGAUGUGGAACAAGACGGUUCCGGUGGACUACGAGCACGUCAGGCUGUUGAUGGUUCAGCUGGGACGGCUGCACGCCGUUUCGUUCGCCAUGAAGGAGCAACGUCCGGAGCAGUUUGAGCAGUUCAAGGUACCCGAUCCGAUCUGCACCAUGAUGAGAACGAACGAAAUGUUCACGGUGAUGCUGCACAUGUCACUGGAUCGAGCGAUUGGAGUCCUGGCCCCCGAAGAAGACAAGCUACGCCAGACUCUGCUGCAGAGCAAAGACACCAUGUUCGACGACUUGCAAGGUCUGGUAGACCCAAAGAACUGCGAACCGUACGCAGUUCUCAACCACGGAGACUGCUGGAUCAACAACACGAUCUUCAAAUACGAGAACUCAACCCCAUCGAAGAUCGCCGUCCUCGACUGGCAAGUCUCCCGUUACGUUUCCCCAGCCCUGGACCUGCUCUACUUCAUCUUCUGCUGCACCGACGGCGACUUCCGCCACAAGCACUACGAAGAAAUCCUCCAACUCUACCACACCUCCCUGUCGGAACACCUUGAAAAGCUCGGCGGCGAUGCCAGCCGGCAGUGUCCGUACGAGGAACUUUUAAACCAACUCAAGCGGCACGGCAAGUUCGGCCUGAUGAUGGCGGUCUUUAUGGUGCCGAUGUUGUGCGUUGAAAACGCGGACUUGCCCGACAUGAACGAGCAUGCGGAAAAGAUGGUGGAGAGCAAGGAGGUGGAUGUGUCGUUUAUGGUGGGCAAGUCGGAUGGCAGGUACCGGAAGCGAAUGGGGGAAGCUUUGAGGGAUUUGGCGGCGUAUGGGUAUGUGACAGUUGCACCACAAGCCAUCGAACUCCCCCGCGCGGUCACCAACGCUAUAGAAAACGUCCAGCUGGACGUACUCCCGGCCCAAAUCGAACUCCGCCGUCAAAGUGAAAUGUCCGACCAGAAGAAAGAGCAGCAGCAGCAGCAGCAGCCGGAGUACGUCCAGGUCGGUCUGGAGCAGAUCGCGACCGAGCAGGGCUUCACGGCGUCCCGCUAUCGCAUCGAGUACGAGUCCGGCUCGUCCAACAAGGGUGAUGGCUUCGUGGGAACGCUGUUCAAGGCGUACAUCCGCGAGGAUGGCCGGGAUGAGUUGAAGCUGGUGGUGAAGGUUCUUCCGGAGCACGAGCUGAGGCGGCAGCAAUCGCUUGGGAUGUUCCACCGGGAGGCCAUGGUGUAUAAUGCGGUGAUGCCGUUGUUUGGGAAGUUCCAGGCCGAGCAGGGUUUGGAGAAGGAGGAAGGGUUCUGGCGGAUCCCCAAGUGCUACUACGCGAAUUGCGACCUGGAGAAGAUGGAAGCGGUGGUCAUCAUGGAGGAUCUCCAGCUGAAGGGAUUCCGCAUGUGGAACAAGUCGAAGCCGGCGGAUCUUGAGCAUUCGCUGCUGUUGAUGAAGCAGUUGGGAGCGUUUCACGCGGUGUCGUUCGCCAUGAAGGAUCAGCAGCCGGAACAGUUUGGUCCGUUCAAGCACCUGGUUGAUCCGAUGAAGGUGAUGAUCGACAUGGAUCCCAAGAAGCAGAUCCACGCGUUGUUUGGCCAGAUGUAUGAUCGAGCGGCUACGACCCUGGAGGAAGACGAUACGGAAGCGAAGAAGGCCUUCGAGAAGCUGAAGGGAACCGUCGUGGACUGGUACGUGGAGUGUGUGAGUGCGGAAGCGGCGGAGCCUUACGCCGUGAUCGGACACGGAGACUGCUGGAUCAACAACAUGAUGUACACCUACGAAGACAAGGACCCGAUCCCCAAAGACAUCCGCCUGAUCGACUGGCAGCUGUCCCGGUACGUGUCCCCGAUCCUCGAUCUCUCGUACUUCAUCUUCAUCUGCACCGAUGAAGACUUCCGCGCCAGCCACUUCGACCAGCUGCUCGACUGCUACUACGAAUCCCUGUCCGAGCACCUGAAGAAGCUCGGCGGCAACGCCGAACGCCAGUUCCCCCGCGCCACCUUCCAGGAUCACUGGAAGCGGUUCGGCCGCUUUGGACUGCUGAUGGGACUGAUCGUGCUGCCGAUCGUGUGCACCGCCAAGGAGGAGCUUCCCGAGAUGGAGGACUACAUCGACCGGGCCGAGCAGCAGCAGGACGCGGAGUUCAACUUUGGCACGUCGGAGCAGGCGCAGGAAAUGUACCGCACGCGGAUGGCCGGCAUGAUUAGGGACGUGGUGCGGUUGGGUUAUCUGUAGAGUUUGGGGAAUUCGAGGGGUGCGCUGCAUAAUCGAUUAGGGGGAGGGCGGGCUUAUCUGAGCAGUACAAUAAAUGAGACAUUGAUUGUACGAAAAUCUGGGCUAUACAUUCAUUGAAAAUAAGUAAGGCUACACAGCAAAAACAAAGUAGUAAUCUAGCUGCGUGUAAAAGGCCAGUGUGAAAAUAAAUUUUGCAAUAUUUUAUGAAAUUUUAUGUAAUAUUACACCCUGAAAUAUGUAGCCCAUUAGUAUGGGGAAACCUACUUGACCGAAAUGUCAAGCUCAUAUAUGCGUUUAUCCUUGCCAUUCUUCAUUGGUCUGAUGGCCGAGCAAGCUAAGGCGCCAGUCCUAACUGUUGGUGCUGGGUUUGAUUGUACAAAAUGGGCUGGCCUAGAUUCCGUUUACGUUUUAAAAUACAUGUUUUUUAUGCUCUAAAUAUGUCCGAAAGACACCAAAAUUGAAAUGGUUAGCACACAAUACAUAUAUCUCAUCAAAGAGCGGAGAUAGUUUUUGAAAACAUUAGAAAUUAUUGGACCACCCUAAUAUUGUUUUGACCAAUUUUGACCAAUCUUGUGCAAUCUACUUUAAAUAGUUUACAACCGAUUUUACACGUUUUUCAAUGAAAAUUUAUGUUUUUUUUUUAUAUUUUAAGGGGGAGACAACAAAAUUGUAUUGGCUAUAUCCCAUAUUUUUAAAGGCUACGUAGUUAAU